UGAGUCAAAAGUUAGCCUUAAACUCAAUCAAACAAAGCCGCUAAACAAAUUUAAGUUGUCUCUUGGUCAAAAUAAAGCAGGCGAAACUGAUUGCAGUACAUCCAAGGAUAUAGAAAAAGGAGGAAGCCUCUUAUCACUUUUAAAUUUAGAUAAUAAAAUAUUCGACUCUCCUAAUGUUGAACAGAUCAGUCAACCACUUUCGCAAGUUUUAUCAAGUAAUUGUGCAUUUGCCUUCCCUGAUAAAUUUAUAAUUACUUGUUCUCCUGUUUUAAAAUCAGAAUUACCUAAAUCAAAACUUCAAGAGAAAAAGACUGAAGAAAUCCAAAUUAGUGUCCAUCACAGUCACAGACAUGAAGAUUUAGAAAUGCAUUGUCAGGAAAAAAAUGAUUUAUUAAAUAAUAUGUGCUCCCUUACUGAAUCUCCUAAUAUCUUGGCUGUGAGUAAUGUUAAAACUUCACCUAAUGAGUCUAAAAAAGAUAAAUAUAACUCAGCAUUAGAUGGUGUAAGUUCAACCGAAAACUUCAUUUUGACAAAUUUUAAAAGAUAUCUCUCUCCCAAGGUAGAAUCUUCAUUAAAACUUAAACGGCGAAAAUCAGCCGCUAAUGAGGGGGAAUUAGAAGAUCAAGGUCCAAUGCUUGGUUUAGUUGUGAGUUCUCCUGGUUCUGACAAUGUAUUAUGUAACAAUUUAUCAACUUUAGAUCAAGAUGAAACUCUGGUUUGUUCUCCCUCCUUCAACUCAGCUUUAGAUAUAAGAAAGUUUCCUUUAAUGCUCUCUGAUAUAACAGAAAGCAAUUCCCCCAAAGAAAAGUUUGAGAAAUGUUUACAAGAGAACAAAUGUGACACUAACGAUAAACUGGAAAACUGCUCAAGAAUUCCUAAUGUUAAGCCAAAUCCAGAGGAAAUGGUUCCAAAAGAAUUACAUCAGGAAAAGAACAAGGUUUUUAAUAAAGUAAAGACAUUACUUUCCAGUCUGACCGAAAACCCCUUGACAAAUGCUGGACUUGUUAAUGCCCAAGACCCAGGAUCCCCCAUUUUGGAAGGCCAAACAUUUAGAAAACCAAAGUUGCCAAUUGUAUCCUGUGAACCACCAAUUUUGAAAGAAAGUAUCAAUGUGCCUAAAAAUGAAACUACAAAAUGUAUAACGAACCCAAGUGACCAUUCUGGUCGUAAAAGUGGCAAAAGACGUAUAAGGAAAAAUUUAUCACUAUACUUUGAAGAGGUUAAACCUGGAACUUACAAAAUAAAUGACAAGACCUCCAAAUCUUAUUGUGAUGAUGAGAAUCGGAGACCUCUUAAGGGUAGAACGACGAAAAGCAAGCGGAUGAAAAAAUCAAAACUCAAUUGGACAUUAGAUGAUGAUGAACUAGUAUGUUUAAGCCAGAUUUCUGGAGUAGGAAAUCUUCAACCAAAUCCUAUCAAAGAUGUCAAUUGUGAAAAGGUGUCUAAUGUAUUUGAUGGAAAUCAAAGUCAUGUCCCAGAGGCCAAAUGUGGUACUCCAAGACACAGGGAGGACAAAUCAUCCAAAGCCAAUGUUCAAAAUCACAAACUACAAGAGAGAACUGCCAGUCUACACCUGGCAAAUUGGAAAAACCAGGUGCAACUGUUUUGUGAUAGUGAUGUCUGUAUUGAAGAUUUUGAUGAAGAAAGUCCGAUUGAGAGGGCAGAUAUUAUCAAUAGAGUUGAAGCCAAGAAAGUAGACUCAGUAAAAAGAAACUUAAACAACUUUGAAAGUGAUGUGUCUACAAAACAACUUUACCCAGAACCCAAGAGUAUGUUUCUCAACUUUGAGCCAGACAACCAAAACAACACUUGUGAAUACCCAUCUUCCGAGGACUCAUGCUGUGACGUCGAGAUCCAGGAAGAUUUUUCUCAAAGAACAUUUGCAAGGUCUCCUGCUUUCAAGAUAGAAUAUUCUACCACACCAAACACUAAGUCGUCCGAGGAAACUCAGAAUGAAACUGACUUACAACCACCGUCUUUUCCACCAGCUUUAGAAAUAGAUGUUAACACGGCUUCAUCAGCAGUAAUAAUUGAUUCAGCCUGCAAAAACAAAAGAACCAGGGUGAAAAAAGGCAGUCUGGUUGAGAGGCUGAGGAGGCUUGUCCGAGGACAGCGUGCCGAGGUCAACAUGUUCCAUCACGAGAUCUCAGCACCGAGGACCAACACUAAGACGUGUUCACUAUCUGUUGUCUCAACCACGCAGGCUUGCUCCUUGCUGAUGCUCAACUGUAGAUACACGGACGCCAGCAGAACAUCUUCCCAAGAUUAUGGGUCGGGAGAGGAGAUAGUUGAUCCUGAAGUACAUGUAUAUGUUGAUCCUUCAUACACCAAGAACAUCAGAGAAGGCUGUAACAUUACUGUUUUCCCACCUUGGCGCAGUUUGUGGUACGAGAGCAGAGGUGUCGUAGUCAUGUAUCAGGUGACUAAGAUCCGUCUAGAGACUACAACUCACAAAAUUAGUCUUCCUGUGGUCGAGGGUAGACAGCCCAGUCAUACUUCUGUGGCGCAGUUCACCUGUCAAACUCAGGAUGAGCUGUGUGGUUGCCGUAAUCAGCUGGUAUCUCAGCUGUUCACAGCCCCGCUGUUGUCAGUACAGCCCCACAAUGCAGCAGAUGGGGCUCUCACAGCUGCACUGGCAGGGGGCUGGUACCCUCAUAGGGUCAAGGUCAAACUUACCCUGCUGCACAGGUAUCAGGCGAGGUGUCAUCAAAACAAAGUACAGACAAGAAUUCUGUGUGUUGACAGCGAUGGGUUAAUGUGUCAGCUGAAUCUUCGUUCUGAAGAAGAUAUCUUGAAAUUAGGGUUAUGGAAAGAAUCAGAAGGAAAAACUUUUGUAAUGAGGAAGCUUACAGUGAGCAGACGUGUCUUUAUUGAUAGGAGUAGAGGUUUGAGAUCAUUCCUGAGCUACCUACACCCUGACUCCAGCAGUCAGCAGAUAAUGUAUGUAGCUACUCCAGCUGAUGACUGGACAGCUCAGCUGAUUGAGACAACAGCUGAUAUACAACCUAGGAUCACCAUACAUCAACAGAAACUCCUCACUUUGCCCAUAGAGGAGGAGGUGGAAGGAAGAGCGAAACUACAAGUCAGGGUGAUGGCUGUGCGUAGAGACGAACUGUUUGCUUGGGAGCCGAGACUCGAUCUGUACAUCAAGUUGAACAUAACCUCAACUGCAGCUGUGCCAAACUUUCCUGCUCGUGCGUGUCUAGACAUGAGUUACAUUUGGGCUCACCAAGGAGAAUUUACAAUAGACAAGUUCACUGAAGUGUCAAUAGUGGAGCUGAAAGAUGAAGACUCUCCUAACAUUCCUCCUCUUGCAGUUGACUCUGCUGAGGGAAAUCUGGUUCUUCUUGACAGUAUUGUGAGAAAGGUGAGCUCGGAUGCUUACCUGCGCUGGGAAGGAAGCUGCGGACACAAGGUGAUGCGAGUACAGAAGACUGGUCAGUUCUACUGUCUAACCUGCAGACAGACUUCUGCAUCCAGCACGCAGAACGUUGUGUUGGAAGUCUGUGUUUUUGCAGUGGACAUUCCACACCUUAUCAGGGUCAAGGUCAAAAGUGAAACGGCUAGAGUAUUAUUGGCAGAAACAAGCGGUCAAAUAUCUUCUGAAAAGAGCUACAAUAUGAUCGGAGUUAUUGGAUCUACACUGAAGUGCCUUGCAGUUGUGUCGGAAGUUUUGAGGAACUCAUUUGGGGACAUUAUUGAGUUUGUUCUUGAAGAGCUUUAACUUUUACUUUGUGUUUGACUGAUUCACAAGUUUAAAUCAAUUGAUAUUUUUUAUAUUAAGCUUCAACUGUCUCAAAAAUUAGUAACUGACUUAUUGGAAAAUGAUGUUUUGAUAAUCAUCCUUUAUUUUGUUUUGUCACUGUCUUACAUUAGUCUGCAACAUAAAAACUAGUCUGUAAAUAAAAGUUGGGUUAAAUGACAGUAUUUAUAUUACCUGUAUGAUAUUUAUAUGUUGGUGCAAUAUGAUCAAAGUUAUUGUAAUCAUUUCUUAGAAGAUUCGUAACUGAUAAUUAUUAUAAACAUCAAAGACUAAAAUGUCUAGCUUCCUUUGUGAUAUUGAAUAUUAAGUAAAUACUGAUGUAAUGUUUUUAUUUCUUUAU
Messenger RNA from Macrosteles quadrilineatus (aster leafhopper), 4103 nucleotides. RefSeq lists its product as uncharacterized. The transcript has 15 exons. The record is from RefSeq and is a predicted model, not a curated record. The coding region runs from base 365 to 3724 and encodes 1119 amino acids. NCBI's taxonomy places the organism in Eukaryota, Metazoa, Arthropoda, Insecta, Hemiptera, Cicadellidae.